This is a messenger RNA of Darwinula stevensoni, 834 nucleotides long. The record is from the annotation of a GenBank genome assembly. Lineage: Eukaryota; Metazoa; Arthropoda; Ostracoda; Podocopida; Darwinulidae.
AUGCCUCCCAGCGACUUCGACGGGAACGCAUCUUACGAGUUCGGACUCGCGAUGGCGAAGAAAGCCGGGGCCAUGAUCAAAGACGCCUUCCGCAGGCCCAAGACCGUCGAUACCAAAACGUGUGACAUCGAUUUCGUGACGGACACUGACCGGGCAGUGGAAAAGAUGCUCCUUUCCGAGAUCUCGGCUCGAUUCCCGACUCAUAAGUUCAUCGGCGAAGAGGCGUCGGCCGACGGGACGAAGAACUCCCUCACUGCGGAGCCCACGUGGAUCAUCGACCCCAUCGAUGGCACGAUGAAUUUCAUUCAUCGGUACCCAUUGGUAUGCGUUUCCAUCGGGCUCUGGGUGGAUAAGGAGCCGUUUGCCGGGUUCGUAUUCAAUCCCAUCUUGGACCUAUUCUACUCGGCCCGAAAGAACGAGGGUGCUUUCCUCAAUGGGAAACGGCUCCAUGUCUCGGACACGACGAGCCUGUCCCAGUCGCUGGUGAUGUUUGAACUCGGGACGGCGAGAGACCCGGCGAAGAGGGAAAGCGUGAUAGAAAACUUCAAUCGUCUGUUAGAUAGAGGGCACGGAUUCCGUAGCAUGGGUACUUGCGCCCUCAACAUGUGCGCCGUGGCAGAGGGCGGCGCCGACGCCUACUUCGAGUACGGGGUCCACAGCUGGGACGUCGCGGCCGGGUCGCUGAUCGUGAGGGAGGCAGGGGGAUACGUGUGCGAUCCCUCGGGUGGGGACCUGGACGUCAUGUCUCGUCGCAUGCUCUGCGCUGCCUCGCCCGUUCUCGCCCACGAGAUCUGUUCGCUCCUCUUUCAAAUCUACCCGGAACGGGACGAUUGA